AUGCAUGUUGUGCUGAAAACUGCCAGGCAUGUCUUGGGCAAAGGCAGUUUUGGUAAAGUAUUGCUGGCCGAGUUACGUGGCACAGAAUGUGUGUACGCAGUUAAAUGUUUAAAGAAAGACGUAGUUCUCGAGGAUGACGAUGUCGAAUGCACGUUAAUCGAGAGAAAAGUCCUCACGCUGGCAACUAGACAUCCGUAUCUUUGUCACUUGUUUUGUACUUUCCAGACUGAUUCGCAUCUCUUUUUUGUUAUGGAAUACCUCAAUGGGGGUGAUCUAAUGUUCCACAUACAGAAGUCCGGCCGAUUCUCUGAGGUGCGUGCGCGUUUUUAUGCCGCCGAGAUCUGGUCUGGAUUGAAUUUCCUGCAUAAGAAGGGUAUUGUUUACCGUGAUCUGAAGCUCGACAAUGUCCUACUUGAUUUCGAGGGUCAUAUUAGAAUCGCAGACUUUGGCAUGUGUAAACUUCAAAUCUUCUUAGACAGAACGGCCGAUACGUUCUGUGGUACGCCAGAUUACAUGGCACCAGAGAUAAUAAAAGGACUUAAGUAUAAUCAAGCUGUAGAUUGGUGGUCGUACGGUGUUCUGUUAUAUGAAAUGCUAACUGGCCAAUCGCCGUUUUCUGGAUGCGACGAGGAUGAGCUGUUUUGGAGCAUUUGUAACGAACGGCCAUUUAUACCUCGAUAUUUAAGUCAAGAGGCUACCGAUAUACUUAUCUGUUUAUUGGAAAAAGAUUCUGGAAAGAGGUUACCUGCUCACGAAAUCGCUGUACAUACUUUCUUUCAGCAUUUGCCUUGGGAUCGAUUGGAAAGAAGACAAUUAGAACCACCGUUUAAACCCGCACUUGAUCACACUUUGGAUACGAAAUACUUUGAUACGGCAUUCACGACUGAACGUCCGAGGCUUACGCCAGUGCCUGAGCAGAUCUUGACUUCAAUGGAUCAAGGGGUUUUCCGUGGAUUCUCUUACACAAAUCCGAAUGCGACGGAUUGACGUAAAACAGUUGAAUGGAAAGCAUGAACAUUAGUCAUGAACGGUAUCCGUUAUUUCCAAUUUUUUGUGCCAUCCGAUAACAAGAAAGAAGAUCGUAUAUUCUUAUCGGCUAGCAUAUAAAAUCAAUGUUCGCUUUAUAUUUUUGAAGUAGUGACGAUAUUAUAUAAUGUUAAUAUAUGUGUAAAUCGCAUCUUAAGAACAUAUUUGUGUGAACAAUAUGAAUUACAGAGAGAAGAUCGUGUAAGACAUAUAAUGGGUGCAUCCAGAAGCACGACCGCUCACUGAGCGCUCAAUAAGCUUUUUUAUCUGAUUGGCAU
Cyphomyrmex costatus is the source of this 1304-nucleotide messenger RNA. Its product is annotated as putative protein kinase C delta type homolog. NCBI's taxonomy places the organism in Eukaryota, Metazoa, Arthropoda, Insecta, Hymenoptera, Formicidae. Gene Ontology annotation, biological process: protein phosphorylation. The record is from RefSeq and is a predicted model, not a curated record. The transcript is spliced from 4 exons. The coding region runs from base 1 to 987 and encodes 328 amino acids. Gene Ontology annotation, molecular function: ATP binding; protein serine/threonine kinase activity.